Messenger RNA from Hemibagrus wyckioides, 3563 nucleotides. RefSeq names its product fibrous sheath interacting protein 1 (gene fsip1). The transcript is spliced from 11 exons. The coding region runs from base 324 to 1667 and encodes 447 amino acids. The record is from RefSeq and is a predicted model, not a curated record. NCBI's taxonomy places the organism in Eukaryota, Metazoa, Chordata, Actinopteri, Siluriformes, Bagridae.
UCACUGUAUUUAGUUGUACACCAUGUUGCUGUUAUGAUAGACAUCUUACCUUAUCUUUGUCACGUAUUAGAAUGAUGCUAAUGACUGAUAAUAACAACGUAUUUUGCUUUAGAUUUAGUUAAAAGAGCUUGAUUCGAAACGAAAGAGGACUUUUAAAUGGAUUUACUCACAAUGGUCGUUUGCACAGCUACCAAAAAUUUACUACAAAACUACCAAAGCUUUAUUGUUUUUUGUUUGUUUGUUUGUUUUUUUACAGCGAACAAACCGGAAAGAACAUACACAAGAAUCUUGGCUAAAACUGCAAUUUAAGCUGAAGAUAGUAGAUGGACAUUACAAAAGGCAACCUGGAUGACAUCUCUCGGCCAGCUUCCAGUGAGCGCUCCCGGCCUGGGAGUCGAGUGUCCAAUUUGGUUCUCUCAGAGGGGGUGAGAAUGAGCCAGGACAGGAUCGGGGCUCUAGAGGUUCUUAGCUCUGAGCUCACUGAAACUCAGGUUUGGCAGACCAUAGAGGAGAAUAACUUGGACUGCCCAUCAGAAAACUUAACAUCUGACCAAGAUGUAGCUGAGGAAGAGAAUAAAGAUCCAGAGUUGCAAAAAGCAAUCAUGAAAAUGAAAAGACUGGACAAAAUCCUGGCUACCAAGAUGUCCACUGAAAAAGAAGUCAAAAAGCAAGGCAGGGAGCUCCAUCAGAAACUUUGGAAGGAACUAAAGGAUCACAAAAUGGUAAGGAGUUCAGAGUGCACCACUGAUGAAGCAGAAAAUACCAGGUUGUUCCUAGCACUUACCUCCAACACCUCUAAGGACUGCAGUGAAGAGGUGGACUAUGUACCUGUGUUUGGAACCCAAGUCCCAGAACAAGAGAACGACCUCAGCUGCAAACCUGGAACUAAAGUUUCUGGGUCGGAGGUGAUUGGUAAGUCUUCAAACUCUGUUGAAGUGGGUCCUGAAGUGAAAGAAGUCAAGCUGACAGAAAGCAGACAGCAUGUGACCGACAAGAACAAGCAUAGACAAGAUUUCAUCAAGAGAAAUAUUGAGCUAGCCAGUAGUGCAGGAAGCUUGGGGCCAUUGACACAGGAAGAGAAAAAACGACUAGAGGAACUCCUCAAGGACAUAGAUGAAGAGGAGACAUAUGUUGAUCCAACUGCCAAAACAGAGACAGACUUUACUUUGUGUGCUGUGUCCACGACACCGGAUGAAGGUUACAGACCCCAAGCAGCUGAACUUGAACAACUCCUUCACAUUGAUGGUAAACUGCAGCUUCUUCUUCCUGUUGAGGAAUUUCUGUCUGUGCGAGGCCCCUACGGUUACCACAGCUUUUCUCAGGUCAAAAAAGCUGGAGAACUUGGCGAGAGGGUCCUUCGGGAUAUGAAGGAGUCGAGAGAGCAGGAGGAGUGUCUGUGUGAAAUCCAACAGCAGCUGCAGCUCCUUACAAAGAGACAACACCCAGAUAGUUUGACUGAGGAGCAAAUUAAAAGUUUGCUGAUGGAAUGUGAGAUGGCCUGGAGCAGAAGUUCUGAUUCAGGAACACAAGGUUUCUCAGACCCCAAACUCUACUGUUCUGUAGAUGGACAAAUAAUGUCUCUGCUGGCCAGCACGCCCCGUCUAUCCAGUUCUGCUCUAUCAGAGUUGCUACAGGAAGCUGCUGGAACUCCAACCAGUCUUGUCUAAGAGCUGAGAACUCAGCAAGUCGUCUCACAUGUGAAGCAACAGCCCUAAUGAGAAAUGAGAAGCUAGCAUAAAUGUGGUAAAUAGAUUUUUUUUAAAGUAUGUUUUUAUACAACAGAAGUUUUCAUAAGUUUGUUAUAAUAUUUCCUAUGAUUUGUAAAAUAUCGCAAAGGAUGUGGCAGCAGAGGAUCUUAAUUAAGAAUUACUUUUUAAGUUCUUAACUGAAAUAUGACAGACAAAAUUAAUUUAUUACAGCUUUAAUUAUAUGGAGAAAAUGUUCCAGUCAUGUUUGAAGUUAAUUUUGACUUAUGUCACUUUCCCAGUAGUUGUUUUAUAUCCUGGCUGUUUUUUUUUAUUUCCAGCAAUACAGUGGUUGAUGUGUAUUGCAUGUGUCUUAACUGACCUGAAAGAUGCUCAAUAUUUUAUUUUAAACAUGUUAAUCUUUUCCCAGUAAAGUUAUUGUCAGUCUUUCAACUGCUUUCAACUUUUUUUUGUACAGUAAAUUUAUGUACUAAGUCCAUUUAUAGCAUUUUCUUAUCUAUUAUAUGUUGAGAGUGUUGGUUAAACUGCAUGGGUAUGGCAUAAUGUCAGCUACAAGGCAAAUUGCAGGUAUAUAUUAAUCUGGUCAUUGUAACAUUACAGUUAUGUAGCCAAUAUAGCCAGUUUAUUUGGAACACCUGCGCUCUUUGUUCGUGCAAUUAUCCAAGCAGCCAAUCAGGUGGGUAGUAACACAAUGCAGUACAAGAGUGCCAGGUGGGCUGGUUUGAGUUUUUCAAUAUCUGCUGAUUUCCUGAAAUUUUCACGCACAAUGAGUUUCUAGAGAGUACACAGAAUGGUGAGCAGCAACCUUGUGGCAGAAACACUGUAGGUAAGAUGAGAAUGACCAGACAGUCAUCUAGUUUAGGGAGCUGUGGGAAUGUCUGAUGGGAAUGGAGAGUAGCUGUUAAAACAGUAAUAGUCACAAAGUCAAUGUGUUUGGUUCUGGUUUUAGAUCAUUGAGGAGGAAAAGAUACCAAAAGUAGUGCACUUUUAUGAUACAUAGCUGAAAGGUUGAGAAUUAAAAAAUAGAAAAGAGUUGAAAUAGAAUUAUUUUUGGUUGUUACAGUGGAUAAUUUAAUUCAGAGCUCCAAAACUCAGACAACAGCUUAAUCUUUAACCUUUUAUUGUUUGUUUGUUCUUUGAAACAUAACAGACAAGUAAAAACAGCAUUUCUGUAGAAAUUUUAAAUAUAAAAAUAUAAGGCAACCCUCAUAGUACAAGGCAAUCCUCAAUGAAGGGGGGUGUCAUAUAACAACAGCAACAACAACAAUAAAAACAACAACAAAAGACAAUAAACACAUCCUCACCUCACUGUGCAAACUGUUUAUACAUACAGAACACUUCCAAAAACAUCUCACACUUCCUGAUAAAUUAUUUAAAUAGCACAUAUCUACAAACAUGAAACUGCAACUUCAAAUACAUCGAACAUCAAUAAUAACUUAUUAUUUAAAAAUGCAUCAUUUAUUCACUAAGCACAAGAAGAAAUCAUUUAUGCCCUGUAGGAGUAUUUAAUUUGGCAAAAAAUAUUUUGUAUUAUAUACAUUUUGAAAACAUAUGAUUGUAUUACAUUUGCUAACUAAAUAAAAAAUGUAACUGAUUUAUAUUCUAGUAUGAGGUAUUAUUUGUAUAUUGUCUUUCCUUGCUGUUUAGAAUGCAGAGCAUAGUACAAGCAUGACUAAAAACUACAAAAUGGUUUGGAUUUUGGAUAAAAAUCAUUACUAUUUAAUAUGUAAUAAGAGAAAUUCUAUAACGAUCCAGUUUGUUCUCAAAGAUUUAUCACACACGCUCUCUCUCUCUCUCACACACACACACACACACACACACACACACACACACACACGGGGUGUCAAUAAUAUAAAU